AUGUUGGGGGACCUGAUAUAUCUUCUGCGGAGUUUCUAUGGCUUUCUUGCUUCUUCUGGCACCAUAGGAGCAGUCUUGGCCUGGCUGAUAAGCUUUAAGCCAGCCUUGUUUGGCUUCCUCUUCCUUCUGCUAUUGCUCAGCAACUGGAUGGUGAAGCAUGAACUCAGCCAGGCUCCUUCCAAGCCCCAGAUGGAGGUGGCAGAAAAACCGGCUCCAGAAGUCAAUCCUAAGGACGUUACCACGAACAACAAAGAGUUUGAGAAAGUGAAUAAUUGCUUCGCCCUCCAUGGUAAGGUCCUCGAACGGCUGUUGUUCAGUGAGAUGAAGCUGAAGGUCUUGGAAAAUCAGAUGUUCAUCAUAUGGAAUAAAAUGAGCCGCCGCGGCCGGUGGACCAGCAGACACCGGAACCACUCCAGGAGGCGGCACUGGGCAAGAAGGAACGGCUCCACUUACUCCACCAUCUCCAACUAUACUACCCAUCCCCACAGUGAAUAUGAUUGAAAUGGGCUAGCCUCU
Molecule: messenger RNA, 516 nt
Organism: Cricetulus griseus (Chinese hamster)
Lineage: Eukaryota; Metazoa; Chordata; Mammalia; Rodentia; Cricetidae
Source: RefSeq, a predicted model, not a curated record